This is a messenger RNA of Plasmopara halstedii, 243 nucleotides long. RefSeq lists its product as uncharacterized. Lineage: Eukaryota; Oomycota; Peronosporomycetes; Peronosporales; Peronosporaceae. Bases 1 to 243 code for a protein of 80 amino acids. The record is from RefSeq and is a predicted model, not a curated record. The transcript has 3 exons.
AUGGCUUCAUUACGCAAAGGUGAUAACAAAUGUGCAAUACUUGGCAUUGUGACGACGGCGCUUGCUCAACUUGAUGCGAAGCGCCCGCGUGGUUGGAGUUGGAGGCCAUCGUUAUAUAAAUUCUCCAAACGCGCUCAUAUAUUUCUACCACACGGCAUGGGUAUGCAUCUUUUGCAACAUCACAUCGUUUUCAUAAUCCGCGAGCAAGCUCUCGGCGAGUGUCUGCAACUUUUGCAGCCGUAA